AUUGUGUACGCAUUAACUAGCAGACUUGGAAUAGCUGAUAACACAACACUAGCAAGAACAACACGUAUGCAAGAAACGACUACAAGUCUUAUAAUCGAAGAACCUGCUUUUGACGAUAGGAAAGUCCUGUUGAUUGGAAAUAUUGUUGUUAAUUUUACCGAUUGGGUGGAUGACGCAUUCAGAUUUGCUCAGAAAGCGAUAGAAGAUGUUAACAAUAAUAAAGAAAUGUUUCCUUUAUUUAAGCUCAAAUUGGACCCCUGUAUUCCAGGAGAAAACAACAUUGCUAGCGUCACCAGCAAAUUAUUGGAUUAUGUCCGCAAAGUGAAAAAUACACCGUUUAUGUUCACGCCAAUCGUAGCACAGGAAACGAUAGAAAGCUUGUGUGGCAAAUGGGGAUGUAUAACGUAUGGGAUGAGUGACCGUAUACAAUAUACCGGGAUGAACAAAUACCACACAAAAGUACAUGCUGCAGCUUCAGAUUGUGCCUUU
This is a messenger RNA of Owenia fusiformis, 489 nucleotides long. NCBI's taxonomy places the organism in Eukaryota, Metazoa, Annelida, Polychaeta, Sabellida, Oweniidae. The record is from the annotation of a GenBank genome assembly.